Pelmatolapia mariae (spotted tilapia) is the source of this 4933-nucleotide messenger RNA. RefSeq names its product sodium/potassium-transporting ATPase subunit alpha-1. Gene Ontology annotation, biological process: proton transmembrane transport; potassium ion import across plasma membrane; intracellular sodium ion homeostasis. The coding region runs from base 216 to 3290 and encodes 1024 amino acids. Gene Ontology annotation, molecular function: P-type sodium:potassium-exchanging transporter activity; ATP binding; ATP hydrolysis activity. Gene Ontology annotation, cellular component: plasma membrane. NCBI's taxonomy places the organism in Eukaryota, Metazoa, Chordata, Actinopteri, Cichliformes, Cichlidae. The record is from RefSeq and is a predicted model, not a curated record. The transcript has 23 exons.
UGCUGCGGAGGAGUGACACGUGCUGACUACAAAAAUAAAUAAAAAAAAUAAAAAUAUAUAUAUAUAAUAACAGGCACAUCCAGGAGUUUUAUUUUUUUUAUCUUUGUUUUUUGUUUAGUUUGUUUUUUUUAACUGUAUAUAAAUUUAAGGUGGAGUUUCGUUGCUCUCUUUUUUUUACUUGAACUGGGAAGAAUUAACCCCGCAUUUUGGCAACCAUGGGACGAGGAGAAGGACGAGAGCAGUAUGAGCUCGCUGCGACCUCGGAGCAGGGCGGCAAGAAGAAGGGCAAGGGUAAGAAGAAAGAAAAGGAUAUGGAUGAAUUAAAGAAGGAAGUGGACAUGGAUGAUCACAAGCUAACCCUGGACGAGCUCAACCGCAAAUAUGGAACGGACCUCACCAAUGGGUUGACCAGUGAGAAGGCUGCUGAGAUCCUGGCCCGUGAUGGACCCAACGCCCUCACUCCUCCUCCAACCACCCCAGAGUGGGUCAAAUUCUGCAAACAGAUGUUUGGUGGUUUCUCCAUGCUUCUGUGGACUGGUGCCAUCCUCUGUUUCCUGGCCUAUAGUAUCCAGGCUGCAAUGGAGGAGGAACCUGCUAACGAUAAUUUAUACCUGGGUGUUGUGCUUUCUGCUGUCGUCAUCAUCACUGGUUGCUUCUCCUACUACCAAGAAGCCAAGAGCUCCAAGAUCAUGGACUCCUUCAAGAACCUGGUCCCACAGCAAGCCCUGGUUGUUCGUGACGGUGAGAAGAAGAGCAUCAACGCUGAGGAUGUGGUGGUUGGAGAUUUAGUGGAGGUGAAAGGUGGUGACAGGAUCCCUGCUGACCUGAGAAUCAUCUCCGCCCACGGCUGCAAGGUGGACAAUUCGUCUCUGACUGGUGAAUCAGAGCCCCAGACUCGUACUCCUGAUUUCUCCAACGAGAACCCACUGGAGACGAGGAACAUCGCUUUCUUCUCGACCAACUGUGUUGAAGGAACUGCCCGUGGUAUCGUGAUCAGCACCGGAGAUCGUACCGUCAUGGGUCGUAUCGCCACGCUAGCCUCGGGACUUGAAGUCGGACGCACCCCAAUCUCAAUCGAGAUUGAGCACUUCAUCCACAUCAUCACUGGUGUGGCAGUCUUCCUCGGCGUGUCCUUUUUCAUCCUCUCCCUCAUCCUUGGAUACACCUGGCUCGAGGCCGUCAUCUUCCUCAUUGGCAUCAUUGUCGCCAACGUGCCAGAAGGUCUCCUCGCUACUGUCACUGUGUGUCUGACUCUGACUGCUAAGCGUAUGGCCAAGAAGAACUGCCUGGUAAAGAACUUGGAAGCUGUCGAGACACUGGGCUCCACCUCCACCAUCUGCUCCGACAAGACCGGCACCCUGACCCAGAACAGAAUGACUGUGGCCCACAUGUGGUUUGACAACCAGAUCCAUGAGGCCGACACCACUGAGAACCAGAGCGGUACCUCUUUUGACAGGAGCUCUGCCACCUGGGCCUCUCUGGCUAGAAUCGCCGGACUCUGCAACCGCGCCGUCUUCCUGGCCGAGCAGAGCAACGUUCCCAUUCUAAAGAGAGAUGUGGCUGGUGAUGCCUCUGAGUCGGCUCUGCUGAAGUGCAUUGAGCUCUGCUGUGGUUCAGUCCAAGAAAUGAGAGAGAAAACCCCCAAAAUUGCUGAGAUCCCUUUCAACUCCACUAACAAGUACCAGCUUUCCAUCCACAAGAAUUCCAGCGAAGGAGAGUCCAAGCACCUGCUGGUCAUGAAAGGAGCUCCAGAGAGAAUUCUGGACCGCUGCUCCACCAUCAUGAUGCAGGGCAAAGAGCAGCCUCUGGAUGACGAGAUGAAAGACUCUUUCCAGAAUGCGUACCUCGAGCUGGGAGGUCUGGGAGAGAGAGUGCUGGGUUUCUGCCAUUAUCACCUGCCUGAUGAGCAGUUCCCAGAGGACUUUGCUUUUGAUACUGACGAGGUGAACUUCCCUACUGAGAACCUGUGCUUCAUCGGCCUCAUGUCCAUGAUUGACCCUCCUCGUGCUGCUGUGCCCGAUGCCGUGGGUAAAUGCAGGAGCGCUGGAAUCAAGGUGAUUAUGGUAACAGGUGAUCAUCCAAUCACAGCUAAGGCCAUCGCUAAAGGUGUGGGUAUCAUCUCUGAGGGCAACGAGACUGUUGAAGACAUUGCUGCACGUUUGAACAUCCCGAUCAACGAAGUCAAUCCAAGAGAUGCCAAGGCCUGCGUCGUUCACGGUGGUGACCUGAAGGAUCUGACCCCAGAGCAGCUCGACGACAUCUUGAAGUACCACACGGAGAUCGUCUUUGCCAGAACCUCGCCGCAACAGAAGCUGAUCAUUGUGGAGGGCUGCCAGAGACAGGGAGCCAUUGUGGCCGUGACGGGUGAUGGCGUGAACGACUCUCCAGCUCUGAAAAAAGCGGACAUUGGUGUCGCCAUGGGCAUCGCUGGAUCCGACGUCUCCAAGCAGGCUGCCGACAUGAUCCUGCUGGACGAUAACUUUGCCUCCAUUGUCACUGGAGUGGAAGAGGGCCGUCUGAUCUUUGACAACUUGAAGAAGUCCAUCGCCUACACUCUGACCAGCAACAUCCCCGAGAUCACUCCCUUCCUCCUCUUCAUCAUCGCCAACAUCCCUCUGCCCCUGGGAACCGUCACCAUCCUCUGUAUUGAUCUGGGAACUGACAUGGUCCCUGCCAUCUCCCUGGCUUAUGAAGCGGCUGAGAGCGACAUCAUGAAGAGACAGCCCAGAAACCCCAAAACAGACAAGCUGGUGAACGAGAGGCUCAUCAGCAUAGCCUAUGGACAAAUCGGUAUGAUCCAGGCUCUGGCAGGCUUCUUCACCUACUUUGUGAUCUUGGCUGAAAACGGCUUCCUGCCGGCCACCCUGGUGGGGAUCAGAGUUUCCUGGGAUAACAAGUACAUCAAUGACCUGGAGGACAGCUAUGGACAGCAGUGGACUUACGAGCAGAGGAAGAUCGUGGAGUUCACCUGCCACACGGCCUUCUUCGUCAGCAUCGUCAUCGUGCAGUGGGCCGAUCUGAUCAUCUGCAAGACCAGGAGGAACUCCGUCUUCCAGCAGGGCAUGAAGAACAAGAUCCUGAUCUUUGGACUGUUUGAGGAGACCGCUCUGGCUGCCUUCCUCUCCUACUGCCCAGGCAUGGAUGUUGCCCUCAGAAUGUAUCCUCUUAAGCCCAACUGGUGGUUCUGCGCCUUCCCCUAUUCCCUGCUUAUCUUUAUCUAUGAUGAAAUCCGUAAGCUGAUCCUCAGACGCAGCCCAGGAGGCUGGGUGGAACGGGAGACCUACUACUAAAGAACUGUCAGUCCAGUCAGCUCGCAUCUUCUCCUCCACUCCCGUCUUUGCAUGAAUAUUGUCUUGCUGCUCGGAAUAAAAUUUUAACCUCUGUGGAAAAAAAAAUAAAAAAUUGGAACGUGUUUUUAUAUUAGGGAAUGCUUGAUACUACUCUUAGACAAAUACUGAGAUGGAACAUGCUGAUGAUGAUGCUGAUAAAUGAUAAUGCUAAUAAUGACAUGAACACUGAACAUUGACAUGACUAUGCGUGCCUUGUUUCUGAAACAGGACCAAUUUUAUACAUGUUUUUAACAGUUAUGAACGUUAAAUAAAAAUGCGCUCGAGUCAGGUCCCAAAAAUGUUUCCUGUCAUCAUUAAAUCGUGUGUGCUUGUCUGGGAAAUCUCCAGCCUUUUUGACUGAAUCCAUGAAAAUGUAAUGCAAAUGGCCUGAGCUUCUUCUUUGUUUUUUCUUUCUUUCUUUUUUUUGAAAUGCAACCCUAAAUCUUAAAAAAAAGAAAAAAAAAAAGUUGGGAUGUAAAAAAACAAACAAACAAAAAAACUGAAUAAUCUGCAAAUCUUGUAAACCUUUAUUUAUUCUUAAUAGAACAUGUAUCAAAUGUUUAAACUCGUUUUUAACAAUUUAAUUAAAAAUUGUAUAAAGGGGAAUUUGACGGCAGGGCGGGGGCAACAAAGGGCUGAAAAAGUGAUAAUAAACGGUAACAUCUGGAAGAUUUUACGACUAACUGUUUCAUUGGCAACAGGUCAGUAACGUGAUUGGGUAUUAAAAAGAGCAUCUUGGAGAGGCAGAGGUUCAAUCUGCAAAAAGGCAUCUAUAAGUUGUUGAACAGUUUCAGAAUAAUGUUCCUGAAUGUGAAAUUAUGAAAACUCUCCUCGUCUACAGUUUUAAUAUCAAAUGAUUCAGGGUAUAUGGCGAAAUCUCUUUGCGCAAGGGACAAGGAUGGGGAAAUAAUAUAAAAUGCCUGUGAACUUCGGGUCUUCAGGUGGCACUUCAUCAUUAACAGGCAUGAUUCAAAGAUUGCAUGAGCUCAGGAAGUAUGCCGUCCACAAAUGCAGGUGAAAUCUCCAUCAUGCAAAGAAGCCAUCUGUGAACACGAUCGUGAUCGAGCCAAAGCUCAUUUAAAAUGGACUGAAGCAAAGUGGGAAACUGUGGGCACAGAUAUCAAAUGUUGGAGGUCAUUUUGGAAAAGAUGGAUGUCGUGUCCUCUGGACUGACGAGGAGGGGGAUUAUCCGGCUUGUUGUCAGCGCUUCUGGAAAGGCUCCAUCAGUGCUGAAAGGUAUAUACAGGUUUUAGAGCAACAAAGCUCUUUUACAGGUCUUGCAUGUUUGAGCAAGACGAUGCUUCACAGUCGAAGAGUCCUGGUGCUGAACUGGCCAUCAGUCUUGACAUUUCACCAACUGAAAUCAUUUGGAGCAUCUUGAAUGGAAAAAGAUGUGAAUGGGACACCAAUUACCUCCCAACAGUCCAGCAGCUGCUCUCCUUCAGCUCCACCACAAUUACAGACUGUUGUUAAAGGAAGAGAGGAUGCUGCACAGUGGCAAACGUGGUCCUGUCCCAACUGUUUUAAGAUGUGUCGCUGCCAACAUGUAUGUUUUGAAAAUGUAUGUUUUCUUUGUUCUGUCGUGAAUAAAAUUUGUGCUUUGA